UUCUAAUUCAUUUAUCAGCGAAGGUCUACUUUAUUCGGUUCGUUUAUAAUUUUUGAUUCAGUUCGUGUACGAAACAAAUAAAAACCAAAAAAAUCAUUUUACACCAAAAAAAUGACCAAAAUUUGGUAAAAAUGAUCGAGGACGGAUUUUCACCAUUGGAAGACAAAACGAGAUGCCAGAAAUGGCAGCGAAACUGGCAUCAAGAGAGGUCUCUAAUCGGAGGAAUCUUAUUGAUGAUAAACAGUGGCAUGCAUGUGUCAUGGUCGAUUUUUAAUGGGGAAUUCGGAAGUCAGGCCUGGGCGGAGGAGGCCACUGUAUUCGAAGUGUUGUUCGUUCAGAUUGGCUUCUUUAUUGGAUCGAUCGUUGGUGGAUUUAACAGUGGAUAUUUUGUGGACAGUUUGGGAAGACGUAAAGUCAUUGGACUUGGUAUCGCUGCUCAACUAAUUGGUUCGAUUAUAACAAUUUUUUCCGCCAGAUCGGUGGUUGCGUUAAUCUUCGCCAGGGUGAUAUCAGGAUAUGGUCAUGGUACUGCAUAUCUUGCCCUAAUGAUCUACGCCGCCGAAAUAUCAACGAAUCAAAAUCGUGGAAAACUAAUCAGCCUGAUCCACAUGGGCUUCGUGUCUGGUAUUGUACUGUUUUCGGUAAUGGUUCCAUUUACCGUCGCCGAAAAACAAAUUGAAAUCGUCCAUUUGAUGGGAGUGUUGUCCGGAGCUCUGGCCGUCGUAGCGUUACCCCUUCAUCAUUUCUUCACGUAUGAAUCGCCGGCAUUCCUAAUCAAAGUCGGUAAUGAUUUGGAUGGUCAAGAGAAUCUAGUCAAGUUCAGGAAUGAUAAGUACAUCACACCCGAAAUUCGUGACGAAUUUCAGGGCCUGAAAGAUAUGGUGAUGAGAGAUUCCAGAUUCGUUGGAAGCAUCUGGCGAUUGUCGUCAUUCUAUUUUCUGCUAUUUUUGAAAAUGCUUAGCGUUAUCGUGUUCAAUUAUCCGCUGAACGUUACACGAAUAAAUUUAGCCAAAGCAACGAUCACUUCACUGCAAGACUAUCCAUUUCAGCCGCUCCUUCUCUCUGCCAUCCGAUUUCUCUUCAGUUUGGUCAUUGUAUUUGUCAUUGACGGUACCGGUCGCAAACGUUCGCUCUCUUGGAGCGUACGGACAAGUUUCAUUGCCAUGCUCGUUCUAUCCAUCGGAUACGUAGCAUCCAGUCAAACGAUUCCAAUCAUUUUCAAUUUUGCUUUCGAAUUAUUUUCGAGUAUGGGAACGUUGAUGACAAUCGACGUGUACUCCGGCGAAGCACUCAAUAUGGCUAAAAAGGGAAUCGGUCUCAGUCUAGCCAAUUGUGUCGAGAAUUUAUUCCAAAUCGUUCUACUGUCGAUUGGCAUUGGAUUCGGCAUUACGUAUGUAUGCUCGUCGGCUGUGCUAUUUGUUGCGGCUGCAUAUCUGCUUCUUUUCGUUUUCGUCAAUUUACCGGAAACGCGAAAGGUUCCGUUGCCAGAUGUGACGGGUAAAUUUACGGGGAUUUCGUUUAAAUUAUGUUUUUGUAAAAAUUAAAUUUAUAAUUUCGUGUUCGUGAGCGUGAUGUAGUGAUGUAGGAAUUGAAUAAACGAGAAUUUAGUAGGAAAC
This is a messenger RNA of Bradysia coprophila, 1616 nucleotides long. Its product is annotated as glucose transporter GlcP-like. NCBI's taxonomy places the organism in Eukaryota, Metazoa, Arthropoda, Insecta, Diptera, Sciaridae. Gene Ontology annotation, cellular component: membrane. The record is from RefSeq and is a predicted model, not a curated record. Gene Ontology annotation, biological process: transmembrane transport. Gene Ontology annotation, molecular function: transmembrane transporter activity.